AUGACUAGUAAAUCAAGUAAUUCCAAUAAUGUCGUCGUUACUAGUCCCUCUGGUCCGACACUUGAGGAGCAGCGAAGAAGAUUUAAAAGUACUCAGCUGAAGUUGCAGAUGCUGUCUCGAAAAACAGAAGAUAUUCAGAUUGACGACUACAUAAAAAAGCUUACUCUAGAUAACACUUUCAUUUCUAGAAAAACUGAUAGUAAAUCAGUUGCGCCAAAGGUUAAAGAAAGUUCAUUUCCAACAUGUGAUGCUCGUAUUUCAACUAAAAAUCAGCCUCACCAUUGGGGUCCGGUUUCCAAUCAUUCCUCUGAUGUAUUUUCAACUGAAUCAGGUUUUGAAAAUUCAUCGCAUUUACUUGAUUUACCAGAGGUUGGUUAUUUAAAUCCUACCAGUUCUGUUUCGUCAGUCAAUUCUUUCACUAAACCAACAUGGUUAAGGAAUCUUUCUUCCUUGCCAGCGAUUUAUGGUGAAGCUAUUCGUGCUGCUACCACAAGUCAUGGUCUUGAUAGUUCAGUGAUUUAUGAAAUAUUUCGAUCAUCCAAUUUGAAUACGGAAGUGUUGUACCAUAUAUGGUCACUUACUAGCUGUACUCAACCUGGCUGGUUUACUCCAACUGAAUUAGUGACUGCUUUAGCUCUAAUUGGUUUGGCGCAGCGUAGACAGUGGGAGUUUCGAUCAAAUUCAGUCUCUGAAGCUAUUACUAUCCAAUCACUUUAUGCACAGAUUUACCCACCUGUACCUGUGAUAAGAAUCCCUAACACCAAGAGGCAGUUUAAUUCACCAGAUGGAUCAGUUAGUCAAGAAACAGCUGUCAAUGGGUUGUGGAAUUCAGUGGCUUCAGAUUUUUCGAAAUUCCCAUUCCAACCUCCAGUUGUAGCUUUCUCUACAUUUCUUGACCAUUCAGAUACCAAUGAUACCUUACGUAACCAGUUGUCGCAAACAUUGGUAAAUUCCACUGGACUGCAAAAUUUGGAUCCAAAGACAUCAGAUCAUUCUGUGCAUUUUACUUCUUCAGGACCUUUGGCUACACAUGAUCCUGAAUGGUCAGACUUUACCUCAUUUACUUCCACUCCUGUUGAACCUUCUGACGAUAAUAAUUUGAAAGGUGUUGGAGAAGUUGUUGUUUUGAAUGGUCAAGCAACACCAGUUACCAGUGCAUACAGUUCUUUACUAGAUGAAGAAUUUGGAGAUUUUCAAACUAGUCAUUCCAAUGGUUGUUGUUAUUUAAAACAGUCUAAAACUGUUUUAAAUGGUCUGGAUUCAGUCGAUUUAAAGUGUGAAGUAAAUUCUUCAGAAUCAUUGCGUGAACAAUGGCUGUUCUGUUUAACUGAGUGCUUGAAAGUAUUCAAUGAAUCUCUUUCCGUUUUGUCGUCACUUGACACUAUUAAAGAUCGGAUCGAGUUUGCAGAAAGUGAAGAAGGAGCAAAUUUCUUAUUGGAUAUUACUGAAAUCUAUCUGAUGGCUAGACGAAUCAACCUGUCAGCUAGAAAGUACAGUGUUCUCAAUCCAUCUAUGCAACAAGAAUUUUCAGAUAUCGAAAAUUUAUUCCAUGAGUUAUCAUCGUUUGCUGUUACCAGUGCUCUAAAGAGUAAAACUGACCAAGCAUUAAAAUCGCUUUCAGUAUCAGAAAGUGAGAAUAUAAUUCAAGAUUUUAUGAAUACAAGUGCAUUGUCAUAUUGUGGAAUAUGUCUUUCACCAAUCAAUCCACUUGAUGGUCAAUGCAUUAAUGAUCGUGUUAAUGAGUCAACCACUUCUCCUUCUAUCCCCUCCCCACCUCAUCGACAAGCAAUUCAUCAUUUGGCACAUAUUAAUUUAGCUGGUUGCUAUUAUCAUAUUUCAUGUGCUAAUUUUUGGAUGAAUCGUGUUGACCUGUGCUUGCCAGCUCUUAAAUUACCAUCAAUAUCUUUGCGAUAG
Molecule: messenger RNA, 1914 nt
Organism: Heterobilharzia americana
Lineage: Eukaryota; Metazoa; Platyhelminthes; Trematoda; Strigeidida; Schistosomatidae
Source: the annotation of a GenBank genome assembly